AGAUGUGACAGGAUGUUGUUCGACAUAAAGAUUUCAGUGGCUGGUUGAGCCUGAAUUCAAGCAACCGUAGUUACCUGCAGCUGUUAUCCUAACCCUUUAUUCGAUGCUCAUUUGCACCGACCAUGCCGUUGUUAUCGACUGUUGCCAAGCAUUUUCCUUCCAAGGCUGGGUUGUCCCGAGAACAGCAUUUAACGUAGCAGCACCGUAUUUUCGAGCGCGCCAAGACGAAGGACAAGCGAAAAAGAAACGCAAGACCGAACCAAGCGUAGCAGAAUUGCAGACAGAGCAACAUCAUGAAUCGAUUAGGACUCUUUUGCAAACGGUCCUUGACGAAGUACAAUCGGUCUGGUCUCGCGUAACUGUGGAGACAUCAGAUCGCCAAGACGAGCCAGCGGUUGAUCCAAUUAACUUUCCAGCUCUUCAAAGUCUAGUGCAAGCCAGCCAACGCUUCAGCAACAUACCCGACGUUGACGGUGACAGCGAGGCUACCAUCUGUUCUUUAAAAGAUCCAGUUACUGAAUGGGAUACAUUAAGUGUUUUCAAUCGGAUCAUCACCAAUCCUUCGAAGGACACUAGAUCGCUUACUUUGUCACCGACAGCGAGGUACUUGAUUCCGCCACAGGCCUCGUUUUUGAUGAGUGAUAUGGAGGAUAUGUAUCCGUUGACGGAAUAUGGUAUAAUCUCGAUGAUCCGUUCUGUGAUUUGAAGGAAAUUUUGACUGAUUUAACCCAUUCAUGCAGCCGAAAAACUUGACGGAUUCGAUUUUGUGGUUCUUGAUCCGCCAUGGCCCAAUAAGAGCGGUAAAUCACUGAAAUGGUCUUGCUAAUGCCAGCGCAUCAUACUGAUCU
Messenger RNA from Radiomyces spectabilis, 848 nucleotides. RefSeq lists its product as uncharacterized. Lineage: Eukaryota; Fungi; Mucoromycota; Mucoromycetes; Mucorales; Radiomycetaceae. The record is from RefSeq and is a predicted model, not a curated record. The coding region runs from base 104 to 706 and encodes 200 amino acids. The transcript has a single exon.